Messenger RNA from Trichoplusia ni (cabbage looper), 4602 nucleotides. RefSeq names its product calbindin-32 (gene Cbp53E). Gene Ontology annotation, biological process: regulation of presynaptic cytosolic calcium ion concentration; regulation of long-term synaptic potentiation. The transcript has 12 exons. Lineage: Eukaryota; Metazoa; Arthropoda; Insecta; Lepidoptera; Noctuidae. Gene Ontology annotation, molecular function: calcium ion binding. The record is from RefSeq and is a predicted model, not a curated record. Gene Ontology annotation, cellular component: synapse; terminal bouton; cytosol. The coding region runs from base 93 to 1043 and encodes 316 amino acids.
AUCGAACUAGUGAUUGACGUCAUUCGAUAUUAUUUUAUCGAUAAAACCGAAACCAGAUUUGAUUCGAAAUAUUUAUCGAUUAUUUUUGUAAAAUGAGUAUCGAUUCGAACUCGUCGGCCAAGAGGCUUAAUCUUGAGAGAGCUACAAACUUUAUGAGACAGUUCCGCGAUCCGGACUCCAGGGAGCUGAAGAAACUCUCCGCGAACCAAUUUAUGGAAGUCUGGAGCCAUUACGACAGGGACGGUAAUGGCUACAUUGAGGGCAACGAGCUGGAUGGGUUCCUGAAAGAAUUCGUAUCGAGCGCCAACUUCACAGACAUUAGCCCUGACGCGGUGUCGGAUGAAAUGCUAGUCGAGCUGAAGGCCUGCUUCAUGGAAGCUUACGAUGACAACCAAGACGGAAAGAUUGACAUACGAGAGCUAGCCCAACUCUUGCCAAUGGAGGAGAACUUUCUUCUUCUCUUCAGGUUUGACAACCCUCUCGAGUCCAGCGUGGAGUUCAUGAAGAUUUGGCGGGAAUACGAUACAGACGGCAGCGGAUACAUAGAGGCUGAUGAACUAAAGAAUUUUCUACGAGAUCUCCUAAGAGAAGCAAAGAAAAUUAACGACGUGUCAGAAGACAAGCUCAUUGAAUAUACAGAUACCAUGCUCCAAGUUUUUGACUCGAACAAAGAUGGCCGAUUACAACUGUCAGAAAUGGCAAAACUGCUACCCGUCAAAGAGAAUUUCCUCUGUAGACAAGUGUUUAAGGAGGGCAUAGAGGGCGCUACGAAACUUACGAAAGACGACAUCGAAAGGGUAUUUUCUUUGUACGAUAGGGAUAACAAUGGCUCCAUCGAAAACGAGGAACUUCGCGGAUUUCUCAAGGAUUUAUUAGAGUUAGUUAAAAAGGACUACGACGCCCAAGACUUGUUAGACUUUGAAGAGACAAUCCUCCAAGGUGUGGAAUACAGCAGCGAGGGAAAAAUCAGCAGGAAACAACUAACCAUGAUACUUCUAGCGCUUGCCAAGCACCAUCAAGAAGAAGAACUGGCCACCCCAUAAGUGUAUCCGAACGUAACCGUCACUCCGUCCCAAUAUCCAAACGAAUUUCUAGCGACGCGUCGUUUUGACACAUUCAACGCCAUAUAGAUAAAAUAGUGGGGACUAAUUUGAUUUCUUUACACUAUACUAUUUCUGUUCAAACGUAGGCUAGCCUGUACGCGAGUAAUGUUUCCCCGAGCUUAAAUCCCUCAAACGUAUCGAACCGCUCUAGCCAGGUUUGGCAAACGUUCGCAGUACCGGCCCCCAUUCUACGACUUAAGCAAUAGAUGGGGGUCCGGGGUGUUUUUAGUCCGUGGACGUUGCACAUAUACCCACGCUAAAAGAAAACCUCAAAAUAUCCGUAAAUGACAUUUCGUUUCAAAAAGUCACGACACUUGUCUUAACACCUACAUACUUUCGAGCGCUUUCUUUUGACGUUAACGACACUUAACGGAAAAUCAAGGUCACGCGAUUUCUGGACAAGGAAUGCCAUACCCGUACGUUUGAGCAAUACAACACCGAAGCUUGUAUAAAUCUAACUUGUUUAAGGGCCCAAGUCUUAAAGUAUAAGUUGUCUGCCUCGUGUACUCAUGUACAAUGUCAAUGUAAUCAUAUAUCAGAACAAUAACAUGUAAUUACUUACCUUCUAAACGGUCUAAUAAUAGCUGCCAUUAUAAGAACGAUACAGUCGGCCAUUAGUAAGAAUUGUAUGAAGUAAUAAGAGCGUCCUAAUGACUGGUUAUCGUGACAUAAUAGUAACGAAUUUUACCGGAAAACUUAUAUGAAACUUGUAACUAUUACGGUAAUAAUGAAUAUGGGUCAUUUUUGAGGCACUAAAUGUCAUACAUUGAAAAGACAAUUUAAAUACGUUUGCUUGAUUUUAAGAUUUAAGUAUCGAACUUAGUACUUACGCUUUGAGCUCUUAAAACAGUACCUAGUCUUGCAGUUUUGAAACUGAAAAGCUAAGGUGCCUGCAAACAAGAGUUAAAUCUGAGCGCUAGUGAAAUUGCUCAAACUUACCAACAGCCUCUGAAGCCGCAAGCGUCAAUAGAAAUCGCUUAAAUGUAUGAAAAUGCCAUUUCGUGACUUCUGACAUUUUCUGAUCUGUCAUUUUCAUCCAUUCGAACGUUUCCUUCAAACGACUGACUAAGAGAACUGGUAAUUUACAGUCACGUGACAAAUCAAAGCGGAUUGUCUGUCAAAGUUUUGGCGUUUUCUAUUGUAUUACAAUGUAACUUUGUGUAGGACCUCAAUGAAACACGGCUUAGGGACAUCUCGCAUACGCGAUAGCCAUUUCUUUAUUUCAAAGCCCAAUCUGAGUACCUUCAAUGAAUCCUUUAAAAAUCUUUUCUUAUUUUAUUUUUUUAAACUAGUCUAUCAUUAUGACAUUGAAUGUGCGAAAACAAAUAAUAAGGUUGGGAUAAAUAGUUGUUAUAUAGUGUGUUAGUCGAUUCGUGAUUCGCUGUAACAUCUUUUCAUGUUCAUAAUGCCUCUGAAAAUUUGGAAAACAUUUUUUUAAUACUCCCCACAAUUAAUUUUAAAUGAAGCACAAACUAGAAACGUAAUAUACCUUGGAUAAGUAAUUUUAGCAAGAAUUUUAAUCUACAUUACAAAUUUGAACUGACGCGGUAAAAACACUACAUGACUUAGGAUUUCUUACUCGUAAUAAGAGUGGUGUAUUAAUAGCAAGGUACGUCAAAGCCCCUAAUUACGUAUCUGUAAGGACUAACGAGAUUGUAUACUUAGUGCGAGUGAACCUGCUUAGAUAAGUCGCCGGGUCAGUGCGUGAAUCCGUGCUCUCUGUACUUGCAAACUUGUAAAACUAAAAUCUCGUCAGGAUUAGACACUGGCGAAGCUAUGAUCAUAAUUCGUUUCUGGAAUCGAGACAAAUUGUGAUACCUUCUCGAUAACCAACUUGCCAAGUACUAGAAAAAAAGAAAUAAUUACAACCAGAAUGUCAAAUUAAGUACCUAGAUGUUUGAUAAGAGAAAGGAAGAAAACGUAUUUGCUUAGAUUGCGCACUCUCUAUUUUACUUUUAAAUACCCUUGGUGCUGACAGAUGACGUAUAGAACAGAAGAGGCUUUUAAUGCAAUACACCGGCUAUUGUAUUAAAAGCGUCUGUAAUCACUCUUAAUUAAAAGCCUUAAUUCAUUGUAGUGCUUUACCUCUUGAUGUCAGAUUUUUCCAUAAUCAUUAAAUGUUGUAAAUCGAUUCAGACCACAACUAAUUAUAAUACACUUACAUUUUCGUAAUUUGAUAACACCAAACAUUUUAGUAAAUUUACUAUUUAUUCAUUAAGAACAUACAUAACUUUAUAUUUGGACUAGAGGUGUGGUUUCGUUAUUGUAAUUCGACUAAUCGAUUUAACUCGACUAUUUAUCGUACCUAAUUAGGAGCUUAUUUUUCUUUUAUCGGUGUUUCAUUGUUAGGCUGUGUUUUUUAUUAAAUUAAGACACAAAAUAGAGUGCAAACUAUAUAAUAAAUUGAAUAAACAUACUCAUUACAAAGCCAAAUCGUAUGCCAAAUAUUUUAAAUAUAGCUAUCUAUUUUAAAAUUCUUGAUCACAGUCUACCCCGUCCUUGAAGGGUUGAAGGGUAAAUACUUACAAUUUGUAUUAAAUAAGAGAUGGUUGAGAAAAAAAAAUAUUUAAAUCGAUUUUCUGGUCAAUUCGACAACUUUUUCACGUAUUAAGUAUCGCAAGUCAAUUUGAACACUAGGCUUUUUCCAUCUCUAGAUAGAACUUUAAAUGGCCGAUCCCUAACAUUACCCGGAAUCGAUGAAAAAUUUAUGUACCUAUUUCUUCAAUAUCGUCUCUGUUUCCCUAAAUUUAUUUCAAUUUUCCAAAGAUUCAUAGUUAGUCAUAAACUAUUUUCGUAAACCGUUUUUAAAUGUAGACUAACAAGCAACUGUAUUGAAUCUGAUACAUACAUAUCAUUCCAAAUCACAUAGGCACAUCUUCCGAAUAGGUAUUUUAAUAAAUAUGAGAGUUGUUAAUUAAGAUUUUUAAAACUAUUACCAUAACGCAAAAUAACUUUAGUAUUAACUCACGAUCCUGAAAAGAGGUUGUUUGAGGUCAAACUUUUGCAAUUUUAGUGAAAACUGAUUCAUUGGGUCUAUAAAAGUAUAGCAUGAAAAAUAUAACAACCUGAAAAAUGAACAUACGACGCGUUAAAGAAUAAAUAAAUAAAUACGGAGAAAUAUCAUAAUGUAAUGCAAUUAAUUAAGUUCGAUUCACGUGGCAUAAGUUGAUGAAUUGUUUCGUAAUUUUCAAAUCUUAAUUAAUCAACUCACUACAUGAUUUUUAUAACCAAAAUUAAUUAAACAAAAUCAGUUUCAGUUUUAGUUUUAUGUAACAUUUUACCCUUUUUGUAGAAAAAAAAAAUAGGACCCAUCCAACUAUUUUAAAACGAUACUAAACAAGACAAACCAUUACUUUGUCACUUUAACAGUUGGUAUUAUGCCUCUUAUGAAAAUAAAAUCUUUUACCCUUCAAUGCAAACUUCUUUAGUAAAUCCUGAUAGUAUUUACCUACACUGAGUAAUCAUACACACCUCCGAAUGCAGAAUUAAAUAACUUGCA